CGUCAGAUGUUGACGUUUAAUCCUCCCCCUCAAAAAAGCUUCAAAAAAAGGACAAAAAAAAGUGCGAUCGUCGUCCUGAACUGGUCGUCCCUCAGUUCUGAACGUCGUUUAUUCCUGCAUUAGCAUUCCACGAACCAAGGCAAAAGUGUGUGUCGAGUGAAAACUGGGAGGAGUCGCAUCACAAAUUCAUAGAUCAUCCUUUAGUGGCUCGAAAUCCAGUAGUGCUGUGUUGACACAACUCUAACAGCAUUGUUAACUUCCAUUCCUUGAGUGAGAAGCGUUUCCAUAUUCCGAACAAAGCAAUGGCAGAGAUAAAGCCGGAACUCGGGGAAAUCGACAGCGAUGCUGAACAGAACUAUUCCCUCGGCAGUAACGUUGAUCCGAAGAACAUGCAAGAGUUGACCAUCUACGUUCAGAAUCUCCUCCAGAAUGUGCAGGAUAAGUUCCAGACCAUGUCGGACCAGAUUAUCUCCCGCAUCGACGACAUGGGCACUAGGAUAGACGACCUCGAGAAGAGCAUUGCCGAUCUGAUGCAACAAGCCGGCGUUGAAGGUGCCGAGAAGUGAGGACUGCCAGGAUUCGGAUGGGAACAAAAGGUAUAUUGUACUGGAAGUGAUCUGUAAUCAGCUAACUUAUAGGUUUAUGAUUAGAUUUAUCGCAAGCAUGAUUUAGUUUCGGGAUAAGUUUCCCUCUCGUCCCGUAUCAGAACGUGUGACAGUGUCAUAUUUGCGAAAAAACCAAGUUUUUCUGCUGGUUAGGGUAUCACGGUGUGUCUUGAACCGUUGUUAACGAAUAAAAUGGCCAUCAAUCAGUAUCGACCAUUCGAAAGAUAUGGUAUCCAGUGAUUUAAAGAUAGAGGGCCAUUUUCAAAAUAAAUAUUUCUAUGUUGGAUAAAAUAUAUUUACUGCAUCAUUUAUUUUUUCAGAAUUAAUCAAACCAUCAAGUUCACAUUCAAAAGUUGUGGUAUCUUAGCAUCUUCCUUGUAAAUUGAAGACAUUUCGUUGACGGAAUCAAAAUAACCAUGAUAAUUUAAUGAUUCCACAAACGGAAUGUCUUCAAAAACACAAGGGAGAUGUUUAGAUACCACAUUUUUAUUGUUGAAUGUGACCUGAUGAUAAAUUAAUAAAUAAUAUUUAUGAUAGCGUGUGGGAUUUUUUUUUUAUCAAACAUGUAAAUAUCCCUUGAAAAUGGUUUUGAAAUCUUCAAAUCGCUGUAACUUGUGAAAAUGUUAGAAUCUACGAAGAGUAUGCUUGGAUACCAUAUCUUUCGAAUGGUGAGUGCAGAAUUGAUGGUUAUUUUAUUUCGUCAGUAAAGCUUUUAGACACACCGCGGGUAUGAUUGGGAGUCAUGGCAUUAUCGACAAAAUUCAUCCAUUAGUUUUAUUGAAUCCACCUUAUACAAAAAACGAAGGGAGGAAGAGAUCACACAAUCAAACAAUCGGUAC
Aedes aegypti (yellow fever mosquito) is the source of this 1444-nucleotide messenger RNA. RefSeq names its product heat shock factor-binding protein 1. Gene Ontology annotation, molecular function: transcription corepressor activity. Lineage: Eukaryota; Metazoa; Arthropoda; Insecta; Diptera; Culicidae. Gene Ontology annotation, cellular component: nucleus; cytosol. The transcript is spliced from 2 exons. The record is from RefSeq and is a predicted model, not a curated record. Gene Ontology annotation, biological process: cellular heat acclimation. The coding region runs from base 303 to 566 and encodes 87 amino acids.